Messenger RNA from Nymphaea colorata (pocket water lily), 1666 nucleotides. RefSeq names its product GDSL esterase/lipase APG-like. The record is from RefSeq and is a predicted model, not a curated record. Gene Ontology annotation, molecular function: hydrolase activity, acting on ester bonds. The transcript has 5 exons. NCBI's taxonomy places the organism in Eukaryota, Viridiplantae, Streptophyta, Magnoliopsida, Nymphaeales, Nymphaeaceae. Gene Ontology annotation, cellular component: apoplast. The coding region runs from base 204 to 1388 and encodes 394 amino acids.
AGGAGAAGCCAUGGAGUGCCUCUGAAAGAGACAUGGAGCUAGGAGAUCACCCAUGUGAAGGAGACUGGUGCCUUUGAGAAGGAAGGGUGCCCCUCGGCCCUUAAAGAUGGUAGAUAUAAACCAACCACUUCCAAGAGCUUUCAUAAUUUCUGUUUUUUUUACCAAGAACUUCUGACAACCAGGCACUUAAAUUUAAAGCUUGAAUGCUACUGAACAACUGCAAAGACCAUACUCCUUUUAAAACCCUCACCAUCCUCCCCUUCUGCAUCCCCAACUUGCCUUCAUUGCUCUUCCACUUCUUCUGUUCAACACUAGGAGCUCCUUCUUCAACAAUGAUGAGGGCCAACCUAACCAUCUUACUGUACUUUCUUUUCUUGGCCCUCUUCAGGUCAGGUUCUUCACAAACCUUAGUGCCUGCAAUUAUAACAUUUGGGGACUCGGCAGUGGAUGUUGGCAACAAUAACUAUCUUUUCACCUUAUUCAAGGCCGAUUUCCCCCCCUAUGGAAGGGACUUUGUGAAGCAUCAGGCCACUGGCAGGUUCUGCAAUGGAAAACUGGCAACAGAUUUCACUGCUGAGAACUUGGGCUUCACUAGCUUUCCACUGGCAUAUCUGAACCCUCAAGCUACAGGGAAGAAGCUGCUCCUUGGGGCCAACUUUGCAUCUGCUGCUUCUGGGUACUAUGAUGCUACUGCUUUACUAUCUAAAGCCAUACCCUUAUCACAGCAACUGGAGUACUACAAGGAAUACCAAUCAAAGCUAGCGGACGUAGCAGGCCAGGAGAAUGCCACAUCCAUUCUUUCCGAAGCAGUCUAUAUAUUGAGUGCUGGCAGCAGUGACUUUGUCCAAAACUACUAUGUCAAUCCUCUCCUUAACAAAGUCUACACUCCAGAUGCGUACUCAGACUUCCUGGUUGAUAUCUUCAGUAAAUUCGUGCAGAAUCUAUAUGAAUUGGGAGCAAGGAGAAUUGGGGUCACAUCUCUGCCGCCGUUGGGAUGCCUCCCUGCCGCCAUCACCCUCUUUGGUUUUGGCGACAAUGGCUGUGUGACAAGGAUCAACGACGAUGCCAAAAGUUUCAACAAGAAGGUGACCUCGGCAGCACAGUCACUGCAGAAGGAACUGAGUGGCCUUAAGCUUGUGAUCUUUGACAUCUACACGCCUUUCUAUGACCUUGUCCAGAAUCCCGUUAAAAAUGGGUUUUUUGAAACAAGAAAGGGAUGCUGUGGAACGGGAGUUGUGGAGACUGGAAUCUUGUGCAAUCCAAAGUCUAUUGGAACAUGCUCCAAUGCCAGUGAGUAUGUAUUCUGGGAUUCAGUUCACCCAACACAAGCAGCAAACCAGAAGCUAGCCGAUGCCCUCUUGCUCCAAGGCAUUUCCCUCAUUGGAUGAGAAAUCUGCGCAGUCCUGUUUCUCUUCAAACAAAAUGAGAAAGAAGAGACCUCCCUGUUGCACCAAUAGAUUCUGCUAUAAGAACCCUCCUUGCUGCUGCUUGCUGUUUCUUCUUAUGAGUGUUGCUAUAUGUGUGUUUGAGUGCUGAAGAAAUAAAAACUUUUGGCAUAUUGGUGCAGAGUUUAUAUGGUGUUUCAGUUACCAAAUGAAAUUGUAAUAUUAGUUUGUUUUAGAUAUUUCAGCUCUUAUAUAAAUGUUGUUGAUGCCUGAGAAUCGUA